Messenger RNA from Eimeria maxima, 1341 nucleotides. RefSeq lists its product as hypothetical. Lineage: Eukaryota; Apicomplexa; Conoidasida; Eucoccidiorida; Eimeriidae. The record is from RefSeq and is a predicted model, not a curated record. Bases 1 to 1341 code for a protein of 446 amino acids. The transcript has 3 exons.
AUGCUUUCAAGGGGUUUUGCCUCUUGGGGGGCCGGCGACGCCGUGCGCCUCGCUGGUCUAGGGUCAGCAGCAGCAGCAGCAGCAGCAGCAGCAGUAAGAGAGGCAGCAGCUUCACGAGCUUCCUUCUCUCCUGUAAGCAGCAGCAGCGCAGCAGCAGCAGCAGCAGCAGCAGAAGAGGAGAAAUGGCGUGCUGCUGCACCAGAGGGAAAAUUUAUAGAGGCGCGCGUAAGAGGCGCCAUCAAUUCAGCUGCAGCGUUGAGGGUGCUGCAGCAGCUGAAGCAGCGGCAGCAGCAGCAGCAGCAGCAGCAGCAGCAACAGGAGCAGCAGCAGCAGCAGCAACAGGAGCAGCAGGAACAUAUGCAGCCAGAACCGGUGCAGCAGCAGCAGCAGCAGCAGCAGCAAAAACAGCAGCAGCACCCUUUGCUGCAUGCAACAGCAACCGAAUAUGAAUACAGAAUUCGUCGCAUUAUAUUUGUAGAUCCACGAGAGCAGCAGCAGCAGCAAAGGCAGCAGCAGCAGCAGCAGCAGCAGCAAAUAACACUGGAUGUAUUUUUGUCUCCACAGAGCCUCGCUGGCUCAGGGGUACUUCGUGUUGCUGCUCCGCUGCAGCAAAAAUGGGUGCAGCAGCAGCAGAGCACCGGCAGCGACAGCAGCAGCAGCAGCAGCAGCGACAGCAACAGCAGCAGCAACAGCAGCAACAGCAGCAACAGCAGCAACAGCAACAGCAGCAGCAGCACGGCCAAUCGUUUUUUAUUGGUGCACGAAGCUCCUGUCUCUGAGUGUAUGGAGAAGAUGUUGGAGGCAAUCAACUUCAAGGCUCGAGCUGAAGAAUUUAUUUUACGUCGAAUUUUUGAUUUUGACAUUUUUGGCGGCCCAAUGCAAAUUGCACUCGAAUGGAGAUUUAGGGAUAAAUCAGAGACAGAGGAGAUAUAUCCAGGACAAGUUAUUUUAGAUUUUGUUGCACCCCUCCCUCUGCUGCAGCAGCAGCAGCAGCAGCAGCAGCAGGAGCAGCAGGAGGACCGGCAGCAGUUAGAGCAGCAGCAGCACUUCGAGCAGGAGCAGCAACACCACUUACUGCAGCAGCAGCAGCAGCAGCAGCAGCAGCACUUGCUGCAGCAGCCUCCUCAUCAGUUGCUGCAGCAUCACCAGCAGCAGUUCCUGCAUGAGCAGCAGCAGCUCCUACUACAACAGCAGCAGCAACAACAACAGCAGCAACAGCUGCAGCAGCAGCAGCAGCAGAAGCUAGUGCAGCAGCAGCAGCUAGAUGAGGUGUGGGGCCGAGUGCAGCAAGGAAUUUCUUUUUUCCCUUUUAUUGAUUUACAGCCUACUGAUGAUUUUUAA